GAGGCACGGCAUACCCCGAGCGAACGGGCCUCGAUUCUUUUUCUUUCGGCCGCGUCGCACGUGUGUCGUCCUCUCGUCUCCGUGUCCCGUGUCUGAAGACCGGUGUCUCUGUGUUCACCGCGGUGAAAACCACUCUCGCGCGCGUCUGGAUACCGAACGUUCCUACGUAGUCUCACCUAGUUGCUCGCAUAUUGCUCGCGUAACGUUGUGUAUCGUGUCGCGCACGGGGCAGCAUGCCUUUUCGCGGUCCUUUCUGAGAACCGGAGAGACGUUCGCGGUUCUAGAAGAGAUGUUAGAGCUGCUGGUGCCGUUAAUAUGACGCGACGACCGCCACCGGGACGAGACCUGCGACUCUGCGCUAUUGCCUGGCUACUUUGGUGUGUCUUGCCUGCUGGGACCGGAGUGCUUCACAACUAUGCGGACAAGCAGAGGUACGAUGGAUGGUACAACAAUCUGGCCCAUCCGGAUUGGGGAUCGAUCGACAGCAGGCUGAUACGAAAGAUGCCGGCAGCGUAUUCCGAUGGAGUCUAUAUGCUUGCUGGCCAGGACAGACCUUCUCCGAGGAAGCUCAGUCAGCUUUUCAUGCAAGGCGAUGACGGUCUGCCAUCGGUCAAGAAUAGGACAGCGCUGUUCGCUUUCUUCGGACAGCUGGUCACGUCGGAAAUCAUCAUGGCCAGCGAAAGCGGUUGUCCCAUAGAGUACCACCGGAUCGACGUAGACAAAUGCGAUCCGGUUUUCGACAAGGAGUGCCAAGGUAACAAGUACAUUCCCUUCCGCCGGGCGGAUUAUGAUCGGCGGACUGGACACAGCCCGAACAGCCCUCGAGAGCAGAUAAACAAAGUGACGAGCUGGAUCGACGGUAGCUUCAUCUACUCGAGCAGCGAGGCGUGGGCGAAUACCAUGAGGUCCUUCAAAAACGGCAGCCUCCUGAUGGAACCGACGAGAAAGUUCCCCGUGAGGAACACCAUGCGCGCUCCGUUGUUCAAUCAUGCUGUUCCCCAUGUAAUGAGGAUGCUGAGCCCUGAACGCCUCUACCUUCUUGGGGACCCGAGGACGAACCAGCAUCCACCUCUUCUGGCUCUCGGGAUUUUGUUUUACCGAUGGCACAACGUCAUCGCGGCGAGGAUACAGAAGGAGCAUCCGAAUAUGGACGACGAGGAUGUGUUCCAGAAGGCGCGACGCAUCGUCGUGGGGACGCUACAGAAUAUUAUACUCUACGAGUAUUUGCCGAUAAUGCUGAACGAGGAGCUACCGCGAUACUCGGGAUACAAGUCUGACCUUCACCCCGGGAUCAGUCAUAUAUUCCAGAGCGCUGCUUUCCGAUACGGACAUACUCUGAUACCACCCGGUAUAUACCGUCGUGAUGAGAACUGUGAGUUCAGGAGAACCAACACUGACCAGCCCGCCAUAAGACUGUGCUCCACUUGGUGGGACUCGAACGAAGUUUUAACGAACAGCACGAUCGAGGAGCUGAUAAUGGGGCUGGCUUCGCAAAUAGCCGAGAAGGAGGACAACCUUUUAGGCACCGACAUCAGGAAUAAUCUUUUCGGCCCGAUGGAGUUUUCCAGAAGAGACUUAGGUGCGCUGAACAUCAUGCGUGGGCGGGACAACGGCCUCCCGGACUACAAUACCGCCAGAGCGCACUUCAAACUUCCUCGACGGAAAACUUGGAACGAGAUCAACCCUGAAUUGUUCAACAAGAAUCCCUCCUUGUUGCGCACAUUGGUCGAAAUCCACUCGAAUAACUUGAACAACGUCGAUGUGUACGUCGGUGGAAUGUUAGAGUCCAGAUCUGGUCCUGGAGAACUGUUCUCCGCGGUCAUUAGGGAACAGUUCCUUCGUUUGAGGGAUUCAGAUAGGUUCUGGUUCGAGAACGAGGAGAACGGAAUCUUCACUAAGAGCGAAAUCGAGGAUAUUCGUCGCGUCACCAUAUGGGAUGUGAUCGUCAACGCCACUGGAAUCCAACCGGAAGUUGUGCAGAAGAACCUGUUCGUUUGGGAGGAGGGAGAUCCUUGUCCUCAACCUUAUCAGUUGAAUUCCACAAUACUGGAACCUUGUGUUCCGUUGCAGCGAUACGAUUACUUUGAGGGAAGCGAGUUGGUCUACAUAUACGCUUGUGUGUUCCUCGGGUUCGUGCCGAUUUUGUGCGCCGGUGCCGGUUACGGCCUGGUGAAAUUGCAAAAUCGUCGUCGUAGACGGUUGAAGAUCCUCCAGGAGGCGAUUCAGAAGCGAAACGACGGAAAGAUCUGCGUCGACAAGAUGAUUGUGCGCGAGUGGCUGCACGCGAAUCACCGUAGGCUGGUCAAGGUGAAAUUCGGCCCGGAAGCAGCUCUCCAUAUCGUUGAUCGGAAAGGGGAGAAAUUGCGCACGUUCGAUUUCAGCGAUGUAAACACCGUAACCAUGGAGGAGUCCCAGGAAAAUGGGAAUGGUCAUCGCAAGGCGUUGGUGCUCCUCCGUAUACCGCGAGACUACGACCUUGUCCUUGAACUGGAUUCUCUGGCCUCGCGUAGAAAGUUCAUUGCGAAACUGGAGGCAUUCCUGGCGUCCCAUAAGAAACACUUCACGCUGUCCCAGGUCGGCCGGGACAUUAUGCUUGCGAAAGCGGAAACGAAGGAGCGUCGUCAGAAGAAACUCGAGCAGUUUUUCAGGGAAGCUUAUGCACUCACCUUUGGUCUGCGACCUGGUGAAAGGCGACGGCGUUCCGAAGAUAGUGACAGCGGGGAAGUUGUCACCGUGAUGAGGACCUCGCUUUCUAAAAGUGAGUUUGCCAGCGCGCUUGGCAUGCGGGCGGAUGCUGUCUUCGUGAAAAAGAUGUUUAACAUUGUAGAUAAGGACAGGGACGGUCGCAUUUCCUUCCAGGAAUUCCUGGACACGGUUCUCCUAUUUUCACGAGGAAAAACGGAGGAUAAGCUAAGGAUCAUUUUCGACAUGUGUGACAAGGACAGCAACGGAGUUAUCGACAAGGAGGAAUUAUCCGAGAUGUUGAGAUCAUUGGUGGAAAUUGCACGGACCACCAGCUUGUCCGACGACCAUGUUACAGAACUGAUAGAUGGAAUGUUCCAAGACGCCGGACUCGAGCGGAAGGAAUACCUCACAUACAAUGAUUUCAAGCUGAUGAUGAAAGAGUACAAAGGUGAUUUCGUGGCGAUUGGACUUGAUUGCAAGGGUGCGAAACAGAAUUUCCUGGACACCUCGACGAACGUCGCACGAAUGACCAGUUUCCAUAUUGAUCAACUUCCGUCGGAGGACUCGAAGAGCUGGGCAAGGAAACAGUGGGACGCCAUGUCGACAUUCCUCGAGGAGAACCGGCAGAACAUAUUCUACCUGUUCGUUUUCUACGUUACGACGAUCGCCCUGUUCGUCGAGAGAUUUAUAUAUUACUCUUUCAUGGCAGAGCACACAGAUUUGAGACACAUAAUGGGAGUAGGCAUUGCCAUCACCAGAGGAUCAGCAGCAGCGUUAUCUUUUUGCUACAGUUUAUUGCUGUUGACCAUGUCCCGCAACCUUCUGACCAAACUGAAGGAGUUUUCAAUUCAGCAAUACAUUCCACUGGACUCUCACAUACAGUUCCAUAAAAUAGCCGCUUGCACUGCUUUGUUUUUCUCCGUUCUCCACACUGUGGGCCACAUGGUUAACUUCUACCAUGUCUCUACCCAACCGCUGGCACAUCUUCGUUGUUUGACAAGUGAGCUCAGCUUUCCCAGCGAUGCUCGUUUGACCAUCUCCUUUUGGCUCUUUAGAACUGUGACAGGCUUGACCGGAAUCCUACUGUUUGUCGUGAUGACGAUAAUCUUUGUAUUCGCCCAUCCGACUAUCCGCCAGAAAGCCUACAAGUUCUUUUGGUCGACUCACAGCCUCUAUGUAGUGUUGUAUGCACUGUGUCUGAUUCAUGGUUUGGCUCGGUUGACCGGCUCCCCUCGGUUCUGGAUUUUCUUUGUUGGUCCAGCGAUAAUUUACGCACUCGAUAAGGUAGUCAGCCUUCGGACGAAGUACAUGGCGCUGGACAUCAUCGAGACGGAAUUACUGCCGUCGGACGUGAUAAAGAUCAAGUUCUACAGGCCGCCGAAUUUAAAGUACUUGUCUGGCCAAUGGAUCCGGCUCUCCUGCACCGCCUUCCGGUCGAACGAAUUCCACUCGUUCACCUUGACCUCGGCACCACACGAGAACUUUCUAUCCUGCCACAUCAAGGCCCAAGGUCCCUGGACCUGGAAACUGAGGAACUACUUCGAUCCCUGCAAUUACAAUCCCGAGGAUGAACACCCGAAGAUAAGGAUAGAAGGUCCAUUCGGUGGCGGGAACCAAGACUGGUACAAAUUCGAGGUCGCUGUGAUGGUCGGCGGUGGAAUCGGUGUCACUCCGUACGCCUCUAUGCUUAAUGACCUCGUUUUUGGUACUUCCACCAAUAGGUACUCAGGAGUCGCCUGUAAAAAGGUCUAUUUCCUGUGGAUAUGUCCUUCGCACAAGCACUUCGAGUGGUUUAUCGACGUCCUCAGGGAUGUCGAACGAAAGGACGUCACAGAUGUCCUAGAGAUUCAUAUAUUUAUUACACAAUUUUUUCACAAAUUCGAUCUGCGUACUACUAUGUUGUACAUUUGCGAGAACCACUUCCAGAGACUAUCCAAGAAGAGUAUUUUCACCGGACUAAAGGCGAUAAAUCAUUUUGGUCGACCCGACAUGACCUCGUUCUUGAAGUUCGUUCAGAAGAAGCAUAGCUACGUCAGCAAAAUAGGAGUAUUUAGUUGCGGACCACGCCCCCUGACAAAAAGCGUGAUGUCCUCCUGCGAUGAGGUGAACAAAGGUCGUCGCCUGCCCUACUUCAUCCAUCAUUUCGAGAACUUCGGCUAGUCCUGUCGCGAGAAUAGGAGAAGAGGAGCGAUGGACUCUAUCGCGAAUCUCAUGGGACUCUACCUUAUGUAUAUAUUUAUGCGCGAUGCUCGUGCGCAUCGUUUAUUUAUACUGAGUAUUACAUUUCUUAUUUAUGUUAAAAAAAAAAAACAGGCGAACACGUUUUUUCUUUA
Molecule: messenger RNA, 5018 nt
Organism: Megalopta genalis
Lineage: Eukaryota; Metazoa; Arthropoda; Insecta; Hymenoptera; Halictidae
Gene: Duox
Product: dual oxidase
Biological process (GO): response to oxidative stress; defense response; superoxide anion generation
Cellular component (GO): NADPH oxidase complex; plasma membrane
Molecular function (GO): calcium ion binding; peroxidase activity; heme binding
Source: RefSeq, a predicted model, not a curated record